AAAUGCCGUGCUGCCAGAUAAGCACAUACUCCUUAUUAUCUCAAACUGAUAAUGUUGUUGUUUCAAAUUAUGUUUAAACUGAUAAAAUAUAAAAAUUGGAAAAUAUGAAAAUUUAUUUUAAUUGUUUAAUCAGAAAAGAAGCAGAUUCAUAUAUAUGUGUUUUGUUUGCAAGUAGUCGUAAGCCCAAAAUGAUACAAUAAUUUUCCGGCAAGUAGCAAAUAAAUCAGCUGUUUGCAAAUGGAAUGUCAAAAUUUAUCAACAUAUGAUAAAUCAAAACACAAAGAUUAAUAAUACAAAAAAUUGUACGCGACUUUUUACGUUCCUAAACAACAAAGUUUUUGUCAAAUAAAUAGUGGCAACGGCAUAGAUAACCGUUCGGAAGUCAUCAUUAGAAAUUUAAUAUUUUCAAAUUUUCGACAGGAAUUGCGCUAUAUAGUUAACUGCUAUGGCAUUGCCUCCUUUUGAGCCACCUGAUGAAGAAGUCCCAUGGCGAAGAGAUGUGGAAUUUCCUGAACCUCCAUAUCGGCACUCUUAUGUGCUCUUCUGCAACAAAACAAAUCGCCAUAUCAAUUUGUAUUGGUUCGACAACGAUGAGACUAAAUAUCAUACCUCAUUAGCGCCAGGACAGCAGGUUAAAACCAAUACUUACACGCAUCAUCCUUGGAUAUUUUGUGAUAGGGAUAGUAAUGAAUUAAUGUGUGUGACUAAUCUACCUAGAUAUUGGCCAAAUCCAUACAAAAUGCGCGAUCCAAAUAAUCCUGCACGUAUGGUGCCGUGUCGUAAAGAGAUUAGAAUACAAUAUCCCCUACGUACAUUACGCGAAAGUUGCCUUUGCCGAAUUGUAAAUACAUUGAAUCCUUUGCAUCCAAUAGCGGCGGUCAAGAUCAUUGAAGAGCGUAUGUCUAUACCACAUAUUUUAAAAAGAGAACUAAAAAGACGUUUAAGACGACCACUUGGGACCGAACCAAUCAAUGAGGUGUGGAUGAAUAACAUAGUUGUAAAAUAUAAUAUACCAAGAAACCAAUAUAGAUUUUAGAUUAAGUAGAAUAAUAAAUUUCUUAUCUCUAAUGGUAUAUAUUAUAUAUAUAAAUAUAUGGAUGUGUACUUUAAAGUUGCUAAAAGCAUUAAGGUAUUUUUUUUUUGUAAUAUUUUCAUUUAAUAAAUUCGCUUUUAAGAUUUUAUAUUAAUUACAGUUCGAAAAACUCGUGACACAAAUAUUUUCAUGCUCAUUUUCUUCACUUGAUACAUAUAUGUAUAUAUCUUUGUAAUUUUCAAUUCGUAACUACCAUAUAUAUACAUAAGUAUGAAUUGCAAGGUCAUAUUGUAUAAAAUAAAAACAAAUGUAAUCGUAUAUACAAAUUUGUCAGUUUAUUGGCUUGAAUGCAGUUACUUAUAUUCCUUGUGUGAAAUUUGAUAUUCUGUAUACUUUAAAUGUAUUAUAUAUAUUGUUUUCAGUAUAGUAAAUUAAUUUUAUAAUAGUCGCUGCUGUUAUAGCAGAAUUUUUGAUUUCGUAAUUUAUCUUCACUUUCUUUUAUUUAUAUAAUUUCGUAUAGAAUAUCUUUAAACUUAUAGUAAAGUAAAUAACUUGUAGAUAAUACGCGCCACAUACAUUUUAUGCAUUAAUACAUAUUAUUCAAUAUAUCCAAGACUUAUAUCUUAAAUGUCGCUAGAAUCCGUAAAAUAUAUGUAAACAAUUUUCAAAUCGAA
This is a messenger RNA of Bactrocera oleae (olive fruit fly), 1707 nucleotides long. It is a transcript of the gene Vhl, whose product is annotated as von Hippel-Lindau. NCBI's taxonomy places the organism in Eukaryota, Metazoa, Arthropoda, Insecta, Diptera, Tephritidae. The record is from RefSeq and is a predicted model, not a curated record.